Molecule: messenger RNA, 1114 nt
Organism: Rattus rattus (black rat)
Lineage: Eukaryota; Metazoa; Chordata; Mammalia; Rodentia; Muridae
Gene: Rab9b
Product: RAB9B, member RAS oncogene family
Exons: 3
Coding region: 264-869 (201 amino acids)
Biological process (GO): retrograde transport, endosome to Golgi; Rab protein signal transduction
Cellular component (GO): phagocytic vesicle; late endosome; lysosome
Molecular function (GO): GTP binding; GTPase activity
Source: RefSeq, a predicted model, not a curated record
GAGGUCCAAAGCUGCACUUGCUGCCCCCAUUGAGGGACGAGGUGGCAGCGUGAGCUGCGACCGGGUCGCCAAGGAGCCAGGCUAGAGGCACGCAGAGCUGACCUGCCCGGCAUCUGCAGCCCUGUCCUCUGUCCCUCCCAUUGUGUUGGAACUUGAAUAAAAUAUAAAGCAACAAAAAGGACAAAGGAGAACAUUGAAAUUGUGAAAAGAAACCUAAGUAGGUUCUUUUGUUUGCAGAAGGCUCCGUGUUUGGUGCUGCAACAAUGAGUGGGAAAUCCCUUCUCUUAAAGGUCAUCCUCUUGGGUGAUGGCGGAGUUGGGAAAAGCUCACUUAUGAACCGUUAUGUAACCAACAAGUUCGACUCACAGGCUUUUCACACGAUAGGGGUAGAGUUCUUAAAUCGAGAUCUGGAGGUAGAUGGACGCUUUGUGACCCUUCAGAUCUGGGACACUGCGGGGCAAGAACGGUUCAAGAGCCUUAGAACACCAUUCUACAGGGGAGCCGACUGCUGCCUGCUGACCUUCAGUGUGGAUGACCGGCAGAGCUUUGAGAACCUUGGUAACUGGCAAAAAGAAUUCAUCUACUAUGCAGAUGUGAAGGACCCUGAGCAUUUCCCCUUUGUGGUUUUGGGUAAUAAGGUAGACAAAGAGGAUAGGCAAGUGACAACUGAGGAGGCACAAGCCUGGUGCAUGGAGAAUGGAAAUUAUCCUUAUCUAGAAACAAGUGCCAAAGAUGAUACUAAUGUGACAGUGGCCUUUGAAGAAGCUGUUAGGCAGGUGUUAGCUGUAGAGGAGCAGCUGGAACACUGUAUGCUAGGUCACACCAUUGAUUUGAACAGUGGCUCCAAGGCAAGUUCUUCUUGUUGUUAGAUAUAGGGAUUCUUGACAAGUGUGCACUAAGUUGGUCAGUCUGUAGUGUAAAAACUACUGUGCUCUCUGGUAGUAUGCACACACACAUACACACACGCACACACUUGUACAUGGAAACAUGCAUGCGAGUGCACGCACACAGGUGCGUGCACGCACAGACACAUAUACAUGGAAACACGCAUGUGAUUGCAUGCACACAGGUGUGCGUGCAUACACACAUGAAAGUACAUGCAUGCAUGUGAUCC